Molecule: messenger RNA, 1437 nt
Organism: Nakaseomyces glabratus
Lineage: Eukaryota; Fungi; Ascomycota; Saccharomycetes; Saccharomycetales; Saccharomycetaceae
Cellular component (GO): nucleus
Source: RefSeq, a predicted model, not a curated record
AUGAGUGUCAGACGCCUCGAUAAUGUGGUAGAUUCGAAGUACCUAUGGCAGCCAGUUGACGGUAUUGAGAGUAAUAGUGACGCCAAGCUCGAAGACACUUACCUAUGUUUUGGUAUAUUUUGGUUAGAUAUUUAUGCCGACUAUCAACACCAGCUGGAAGAAUUACAGAAGCACCAAGUAAGAAUUGAACAAUCAUUAAAUGAUUGCAAUAUACACUAUCCAUGGAGCAAUAUUGAAGGUGUAGCUAUGGAAAUCCGAUUUCUUUCAGAAGACAAGGGUAAAAGGCCUUAUUUAUUUGGAUACCAUUGUGUGGAAGAUAAUAUAGAAGCUGAAGAAGGGAUCGUAGUUUCUCUGCUUUUCGAAUAUUUGAAGGAAUCAGGCCCUGAAGUAUUCAUGAAAAUAUGCGAUACGGAUGGUGAUUUUCUGAUAGACAAAUUCGAGGAUUUGAUGCCUGAUGUUUAUGCAUUUCCUUCUGCAAAUAACAGGCUCUGGCUGCAUGAGGGCAAAUUUAAAGCUAUUCCUGCUUCGUUCAAACCAGGUCGUGGUAUUGAAAGUAGUGAAUGUAUUGAGUUUUUAUCAAAACAAAUGUUUAAAUGUGAAGUUUUGACUAAAAUGCAGGAUGCGUUUGAAAAAGAGAUUUUAAACUCCUUUCCACAUUCGUACCUUGAUGAGCUAAAGUUGAUAAAAUUAGCCAUACCCGAUGAUAUGUGUCAUAGUGGCUUGAAAUUAAAUCCAGGGUUAGGAUCUUAUUUAAUAAAACAAUCUCUAGAAAACACUGAUACUGCUGGCGGGUCAGUAGCAACUAUUGUAGAACAGGCUAAGCAAUCACCAACUACCUAUGAUUUACUGGUUCCGGCUAGUCAUUUAAGGAUUCUUUCUACUGUGCAGUUCAACGUUACCGGAAAGGAAAAAGAUUGUUAUGAUCCGCAUAUUUGUGGUUGGAUUCUUUGUAAUACUUUCAGUAGGCUCAUAAAGACUGGUAAAAUUCUAUACAAGCCAAAUUCAAAGAGACUCACUGAUCCUGAUAGUAUAUUUGCUAACUUUCCAUUUAAAGAAGUCAGAAAGAUAAAAGAAGUUGAGAAAAUAUUCGCUGACAUGAACGAGAAUCUAUAUGGCGCACAGACUUUUAAUAACAAAACCAAAAGCAAGCUGGCGGCUAAGGAUUAUGAAGUAUCAAAAGAUGAUGAGGCCAGGAAAUAUUUUAAAAGUGAAAAUGUUGACAUUGAUGAAGAUGACUUUUUCGAAUAUUUUCUUACUGAAGCACUAGGUGUUUCGAAAAAGGAACUUGAUGAAUACACGACUUCCAAUAUAUCGAAUGGUUUAAAAGAGGAUGGUAUACCACAGACUGAUGACAUUGGUGACGAUUGUGAUUUGGAAAUGUCAGAUGAAAUUCUUCAAAAGUUACUGGAGUCUUUUAAGAUGGGAAAUAUGCAAUAA